Messenger RNA from Neospora caninum, 2001 nucleotides. RefSeq lists its product as hypothetical. The coding region runs from base 1 to 2001 and encodes 666 amino acids. Gene Ontology annotation, cellular component: small-subunit processome; 90S preribosome; nucleolus. NCBI's taxonomy places the organism in Eukaryota, Apicomplexa, Conoidasida, Eucoccidiorida, Sarcocystidae. The transcript is spliced from 10 exons. Gene Ontology annotation, biological process: maturation of SSU-rRNA from tricistronic rRNA transcript (SSU-rRNA, 5.8S rRNA, LSU-rRNA). The record is from RefSeq and is a predicted model, not a curated record. Gene Ontology annotation, molecular function: protein binding.
AUGGUUUUGGUCGCCAGCAGCGUUGACAACCACAAAAUCUACAACCUCUCGGGAGGCCGUAGCCGCGCGGCAGAUUUCCUUCCGCGCCGGAAGCGGCGACGCCGAAGAGAGGGGCAAGGCGCUGGACCUGACGCUCAGGAUGUCGAGCUCCUGCAAGAAUUCGAGUUCAACGUCUCCUCCCAGUGCAUCCGAGUCUCGCCAGAUGGAAAAUUCAUUGCCGCGACUGGCGUGUAUCCUCCAGAGGUCCGCAUGUAUGAAGUCGAAUCGAUGGGCUUGAAAUUCCGCCGCGGUCUCGACCACGAAGUCAUCGACUUUCUUUUCCUAAGCGAGGACUAUCGGAAACUCUUUUUCCUGCAAGCACAACGGCACAUCGACAUCCACACUCAAGGCGGCACUUACCACCGGCUGCGCAUUCCGCGCGAGGGGCGAGGCCUUUGUUACCUACCCACUUUGGCGAGCGCCUGCAUUGCCGCCAGCGGGAACGAGGUCUACAUGCUCGACCUCGAAGACGGUUGCUUCCUUACGCCGUGGACGACGACGAGUCCGGCGAACAACUGCUGCUUCACCUCCGCCGUUCUUCCAGUGCUCGCCAUCGGAGGAGAGAACGGCGUAGUGGAGUGCUUUGACCACCGCACCGCACAGAGUGCCGCAUCGUUGGACGUCGCUUCCCACGUUUCUCCCUUCGCCGAUGAGCAAGUGCAAGUCACGUGCGGCGCCUUCUCUCCUUCCGGUCUCCAGAUGUGCGUUGGCACAAGCACUGGAAGUUGCCUGCUCUACGACCUCCGCAGCCGGCGUCCCUUGUGUCACCACUCGCAUUAUAACGGCGAGCCGAUCAAGCAAGUCACGUGGAAACCCAUUGGUUCCCCGGGCAAGGGCGACGGUCCUGCUCCAGUCCCUGCCUCACAGCUCUCCUUCCUAGACUCCGAAGACAGUUCGUCUCCUCUCUCCGCGGUCUAUGCGGCAGAAACCUCUGCUUCGCAAGGCGACCUCGUGCUGGCCAGCUGCGACGCCGUCAGCAUCCACAUUUGGAGAGAAGGGGAAGAUUCGAGGCAAGGCGACGACUGGGGUCUGUCUUUGCCCAGCUCGGAGACACCCAGCUCGCAGGGCGGCAGACGCAACUUCCGGUCGAAGAUAAUCUCGACGAUCGAAGCGCCCGUGGCUUCCGCCGACGAGGAAAGGGGACGGAGUGGCCAGGGUGGAACAGAAAAACAGACUGGAGGCAUCCGGGACCAGCGCGUUGCGACGUUCAAUGGCUUUGCAUUCUUCGAAAGUUCGGGUCUCUGCUUCACUGCCGGUGAACAAAAGCGCAUGGGAGUCUAUUUCCUUCCGGCACUCGGUAUCGCUCCCAGGUGGUGCUCCUUUUUGGACACGAUCACAGAGGAACUAGAGGAAAGCGGAGGCAUCUCUUCGUCCUCAGCGCUUACAGGCAGCGUUUCACAAGGCGAGGCUGCAUCCGUUUACGAUGACUAUCGGUUUGUGACGCGCCAGCAGCUGGAACAGAUGGGAGUCCAAGAACUCAUCGGGACUUCUUACGUCAAGCGAUACAUGCACGGGUACUUCAUGGACGCGAAACUUCAUCGGAAGCUCCAGGACGCUCUGGAACCUUUUGGCUACGAAGAGUAUCGCCGAGAAAAAGUUCGGCAGAAAGUGGAAGAAAACAAAAAGAUGCGCAUCGAGAUUCGUCACAAGCUUCCGAAGGCGAACUCCGCUUUGGCAAAGAGACUGGAGGAGAGUGCAGUUGGACGCGCCUCGGGAGGCACGAAGAAGGAACGGCAGCAACAGGAGGCCGCCCGUCAAUUGCUUACAGAUCGGCGCUUUCAACGUCUCUUCUCCAAUCCCGAUUUCGAGAUCGAGGGAGACGCGGUGCAGCACUGGCGGCCGUCUGCGGAAGCGGAUUUCUGGAUUUUCAACAUACCUCGGGUGGACGGUGCUUGUGUCGCUGGUCUUCUUGACGCUGAGCGAGUUAUUGACGGCCACAAGGACACAGGGGAUCCCGUCUAA